Molecule: messenger RNA, 1025 nt
Organism: Phytomonas sp. EM1
Lineage: Eukaryota; Euglenozoa; Kinetoplastea; Trypanosomatida; Trypanosomatidae
Source: the annotation of a GenBank genome assembly
GGGGUGUUCCUCUGAGGUUACACUACAAGUGUCUCCAAGCGUAUAGAAAGGUAUUGUGCUAACUUAUGACAAGACGACACGCAAGGCGCGAGCGCGAGCGAUUUAUUGUGUUGCAUGUCGCUAUGAGGAUUUAUAUUGAGCAAACACAGCAGCAACAACAGUAUUUUCCGGAAGAGUUCCUAUAUUUCCUUACGCAUACUUCUAGGAUUAAGGAUGCAAAAUCCUCACUACCACAUCAGAUUGGAGAUGGCAUUCUCUGUAGUCUUCGGAGACAACUUGCCUGGCUUGGUGGCUUGCGCUACACUGACCCAGAUAUGUUGACGUUAUAUCAAGCAGCCUGGGAAGGGGCUAGCAUAGGCGCUCACACAGACACACGCGUUGUGGAGGGUCUUCAUAGUAAGCUGAAUGAUUCGGAACAGCAGGAACCCCCUGGAAGCUCGAAGCUGCUCUCAUGUGUCAGUGGAGUGAUGAAGAUUAUUUUGUGCAACCAAGGCGUGCAUGGCAAGGCAGCGGAGCAACUCAUGCGCGCAGUGAGCGCAUGUUUACGAGAAGUGCAUGUCAGUGUGGUGCUUCCAACGACUUCGGGUCCUGAAACAGAAGAGGAAGGUCGUGCAGGAAAGACGAAUGGUGGUAAAGGAGCCAGUUCAGUAUCGAGGCACGGCAUCAACUCCAUUCCUCUUCGGCUGUUGGUAGCGCUUCGCGUGCUAAAGUAUCAGUAAUAGCAUAAUCAGCGGAGCGAUUCGGUAGAAUUUAAUAGCUUAAGUGAAUCGAUCGGAUAAAAACUGUAUCUGUUGCUCAUAUUGCAUGAUAAUAGUGGGGUUUACCUUAGCAUAUUACGUAUGAAGCUUCUUUAAAUUGGUUUCCCCGAUGAUGUUUCUUCUAAAAUCUUAGCUUCCUAUUAUGUUUUGCAUAGCCCUUUUUAUGUCUGCCCACUACCGGUAUCCUUGCUGUUAAUUUUACGUGUUUAAUGUAAGCUGCUUAAUCAUAUACAUUCUAACAGAAUUUGUAUGAUAUAUAUAUAUAUA